AAGCGUCUGGCUCGGUGAAACACUUCGGCUGCUUGUCCAGCCAAGAAUGAGUUUGUCUGCGCUUGCUGUGUGCGCUGGAACUGCAGUCUCCUCUGCCGACACUUUCUCCUCAUCUGUAAAAAGUCUCUAACAACCUCCAUUUAGGAGCAAAGUGAAGCUGCGAUGGAGUGUUGAACUUUUGUUUCCCAAGUGACUUCCAUUAAAUGGCGCAGCAUGACUUUGCUCCAGCCUGGCUCAACUUUCCUACACCUCCAUCCUCCACUAAGCCAUUUCUGUACAGCGAUAAGCAUUCUGAAGGUUUAGGACGGUCAGACUGUGCUUUCAAUGUAAACAGACAACGUCAUUCUUCUUCAGACGCCUUUGACUCUGCCAUUGGUCGCCCUCAUGGUGGGAACCUUGCAAAAAGAGAAAAAAUUGCCUGGCGCCCCCAGAGCAGGGCCGGAGCUGAACCGACAUGGCAGCGUGAUACCAGCCCCCAUCCUUAUAGUAUGAAGAGCCAGUUGCACAGUGAGAACAACACUUCUGAAAUAGACCUGCCCAGGAAAGUGGAUCGAGAAGAACGCAAGAUGUUUGAAGUUGAAGACUUUUCUUCCCUAUAUCCUGAACACGAGAGAGGAAAGAAUUCAUUUGCUGCGGGACUAUGGGAGUAUCCAGUGAGUGAUAGAUCCAGAUCCUCUCAAAUGCUGGGAAUUAAGAAGGGUGUGAAGGACGAUUUCUCUCUAUCUGGUUACUCUAUAGCAGCUGGUAACCAAAGCCUACCAGGGAAGCACUGGGCAGGGAUCAAAAAGGAAGAGUGUAAAUCUCUAACAAAAGAAAGCAGCAUCGGAAGCAGUUUUUAUCAAGACUGUCCUCAUGAAAAGUAUAGACCAAAUACAUCUCUACACGCAGAGCUGCUGGCAGUGACUCCAUGCUCACUGGAAGGGGAGGAAGAUACCAACUUGAACAACCGAAAUGGCUCUUGUCCUGAAAGGGACAUAAACCUUAAUUUCGACGAGAAUAAGAUCUCCGAGGAUAAUGGGAACACCCUGAUGUCAGGACAGAUCUCUUCUGCUUACCCACCAGAUGGUGUUCUUUCUAGCUCACUUGAAGCAGAGUUUAGGCUGUUGAGAGAAAUGGGUUGGCAAGAGGACAGUGAGAAUGAUGAGACCUGUGCGCCACUAACAGAAGAUGAAAUGAAGGAAUUCCAGGCUAUCAGUGAGCAGCUGCAAAAAAAUGGCUUACGGAAACACGUAUUCCUGAGAAAUGCGCUUGCUCUCGAUCUGUUCCACGAUUCGGUGCAGAAAGAAGACUCCGAGACCAGCAGCAGCAGUGACACCUCUGAUGAUGAGUGAAUUACUUGUAAUUGUAGUGCAAAACAUCUCACAGCAUUUUCUACCCUUGGGAAACGGUCACUGGGAGUCGCUAAACAUUCCCACGAGCAGAAAUGCCAUACUGCCCUCUGAACUUGCCCGGCCGGGCACACACUCUCUGAGGAGCAGUCGGGCUGCCAGGUGAAAGGAGCUUUCGUUCUGUAUAGCACAGUUUCUGUUUCAAACAAAAUGGCACUUUAAUUUUGUUCUUUUCUCUCGUUUUAUUUUCCAGCAAGCGCUGUAGCGUGUGUAUUAGGCAUCGUUUUUUGUCUUUUGCUUUGUGUGUUUGGAAGCGUCACUGAUUUAAAAGUUACACAUUGUUUUGCUGUUUUCACAUAGAUUUUCACAGUUAAGGUUUGACUUGUGUUGCAGAAAGAAGCCAGGUUUGUGGAUAUGGACAAUGACUUGAUUCAAAAUAAACAUAUUUUGAUAUUUAAA
Xenopus tropicalis (tropical clawed frog) is the source of this 1787-nucleotide messenger RNA. RefSeq names its product GC-rich promoter binding protein 1 (gene gpbp1). The record is from RefSeq and is marked provisional. The transcript is spliced from 10 exons. Gene Ontology annotation, biological process: DNA-templated transcription; positive regulation of DNA-templated transcription. Gene Ontology annotation, molecular function: DNA binding; RNA binding. Gene Ontology annotation, cellular component: nucleus. The coding region runs from base 204 to 1331 and encodes 375 amino acids. Lineage: Eukaryota; Metazoa; Chordata; Amphibia; Anura; Pipidae.